AUGGGCUUCCUCAUUGUUCAGUACAAUAAUAUUCAAAUAAAAACUUUGGCAGAUGAUGUGCGUGACAGAAUCACAAGCUUCAGAAGAGCAGCAGUGAAGAAAGAGAAGCCUCUCAUUCAGCAUCCUAUUGACUCUCAGCCUUCCAUUAGUGAGAUCCCACAUGCCCAGCUCGUUGAUGAGCGUUGCAUGAACUUAUCAGAAAAAGAAGUUAUGGAUCUCUUCGAAAAAAUGAUGGAAGACAUGAACCUAAAUGAGGAACGUAAAGCUCCUUUAAGAGAUAAAGACYUGAGCACAAAACGUGAGAUGGUUGUCCAGUACAUUUCUGCAACUGCCAAAUCCAUAGUCGGAAGUAAAGUUCCGGGUGGACUCAAAAACAGCAAGCACGAAUGCACCCUGUCCUCACAAGAAUAUAUCCACGAGCUGCGGUCUGGAAUUUCAGAUGAAAAACUUCUUAAUUGCCUGGAGUCUCUGAGAGUGUCUCUAACCAGCAACCCAGUCAGCUGGGUUAACAAUUUUGGACAUGAAGGUCUUGGGCUUCUGUUGGAUGCAUUGGAAAAGCUUCUGGACAAGAAACAGCAAGAAAGUAUUGAUAAGAAGAAUCAACAUAAACUUAUCCAGUGCCUCAAAGCAUUUAUGAACAAUAAAUACGGUUUGCAAAGGAUUCUUGGGGAUGAAAGGAGUCUUCUGCUGCUGUCGAGAGCAAUUGAUCCAAAGCAGCCACACAUGAUGACUGAAACGGUGAAAAUCCUUUCUGCCCUCUGCAUUGUAGGAGAGGAAAACAUGCUGGACAAGCUUUUAGGUGCUAUAACAACUGCUGCUGAGAGGCACAGCAGGGAUGAACGGUUUUCUCAGAUUGUUGAAGGCCUGGAGAACCACGAGUUCAUACAGCUGCAGGUGGCCUGUAUGCAGCUCAUCAAUGCCCUUGUCACAUCUCCAGACGAUCUCGAUUUCAGGAUACACCUGAGAAAUGARUUCUUACGCUGUGGCCUGAAGAAAAUACUGCCUGCCUUGAAAGAUAAGGAAAAUGAUGAGCUUGAUAUUCAGCUGAGGGUGUUUGAUGAGAACAAAGAUGAAGACCACUUUGAACUGUCACAUCGUCUCAAUGAUAUCAAAGCUGAGAUGGAUGAUGUGAGCGAAGUAUUUCAUCUGCUGUAUAACAUGGUGAAAGAUACUUCUUCUGAAAAUUACUUCUUGUCAAUUCUCCAACAUUUCCUUCUGAUCAGGAACGAUUACUAUGUCCGACCUCAGUAUUACAAGAUCAUAGAAGAAUGUGUKUCACAGAUCGUGUUGCACUGCAGUGGCAUGGAYCCGGAUUUUAAAUACAGAGGAAGAAUGGACAUYAAUUUUACACAUCUUGUUGAUGCGUGUGUGGACAAAGCUAAAGUAGAAGAGAGUGARAAGAAAGCAGCAGAAUUUUCCAGAAAGUUUGAUGAAGAGUUCACAGCUCGACAAGAGGCACAAGCAGAGCUCCAGAAACGAGAAGAGAAAAUCAAAGAACUUGAAACAGAAGUCAAACAGCUACGAACCCAGGGUCCAGUCCAGCUGACAGAAGUCCCAGGGUUACCUCCAGCCCUCCCAAGUGAGAAUGCAGCACCACCUCCAGCGCCUCCCCUCCCUGGCGGAGCAGCAAUUCCUCCUCCUCCUCCCCUCCCUGGCGGAGCAGUGAUCCCUCCUCCUCCUCCUYUACCUGGAGGAGCAKCAAUYCCUCCUCCUCCUCCUUUACCUGGAGGAGCAGCCAUCCCUCCUCCUCCUCCUUUACCCGGGGGAUCGAUGAUUCCUCCCCCUCCGCCGUUACCCGGAGCAGGAGGAGCAGGAGGAGCUCUCCCUCCUCCACCGCCGCCUCUGCCCGGUGGCUUCAUGCCGCCCCCUCCUCCCCCUCUGCCCGGCGGGGCUGUGCCCCCUCCUCCCCCUCUGCCCGGGGCUGGGGGUGUUCCUCCUCCUCCUCCCCUUCCCGGGGGUGCAGGACCUCCUCCUCCUCCUCCUCCCUUGCCCGGAGGGGGUAUCCCCCCACCACCCUUCGGAGGGCCCCCAAUGCCACCCCCUCUCGGGGGGGUUCCUUUYGCCCCCUUCCCGGUGAUGCCAGCCUUGCCACACGGGAUGAAGGAGAAGAAGAAGUACAAGCUGGAAGUGUCCAUGAAGAGAAUCAACUGGUCUAAGAUUGAGCCUCAAGAAAUAGGAGAAAACAGCUUUUGGGUAAAAGCUGAAGAAGAUAAAUUUGAAGACCCCGAGCUGUUUGCAAAAUUGGCACUUACCUUUGGAACCCAAAUGAAAGCCAAAAAGCCUGUAGAAGAAUCAGAAGAGAAGAAAGCGGCUCAGUCAAAGAAGAAGAUCAAAGAAUUAAGAGUUUUGGAUGGAAAAUCUGCACAAAAUUUAUCAAUAUUUUUGGGUUCCUUCCGUUUGCCUUACGAAGAAAUAAAAAAUAUCAUUUUGGAGGUUGAUGAAGAGAAGCUGAGUGAAUCCUUGAUUCAGAACCUGGUGAAGAAUCUUCCUGAGCAGAAAGAACUCAAUGCCUUAGCUGAAUUAAAGGAUGAAUAUAACGAUCUCGCUGAGCCGGAGCAGUUUGGAGUUGUG
Malurus melanocephalus (red-backed fairy wren) is the source of this 2571-nucleotide messenger RNA. RefSeq names its product protein diaphanous homolog 2-like. The transcript has 21 exons. Gene Ontology annotation, cellular component: actin filament; cytoplasm. The annotation marks the transcript as partial. The record is from RefSeq and is a predicted model, not a curated record. NCBI's taxonomy places the organism in Eukaryota, Metazoa, Chordata, Aves, Passeriformes, Maluridae. Gene Ontology annotation, molecular function: small GTPase binding; microtubule binding; actin binding. Gene Ontology annotation, biological process: actin cytoskeleton organization; actin filament polymerization.